Rhodotorula graminis WP1 is the source of this 1828-nucleotide messenger RNA. RefSeq lists its product as uncharacterized. NCBI's taxonomy places the organism in Eukaryota, Fungi, Basidiomycota, Microbotryomycetes, Sporidiobolales, Sporidiobolaceae. The transcript is spliced from 7 exons. The record is from RefSeq and is a predicted model, not a curated record. Gene Ontology annotation, biological process: mitochondrion organization; lipid homeostasis. The coding region runs from base 176 to 1675 and encodes 499 amino acids. Gene Ontology annotation, cellular component: mitochondrial inner membrane.
CGUCGUGCGGCGACGCCUGCCCCGGCCAAAGACCCGGCGACAGCGCGUCCUCCUCGGCCUCGUCGUCACCCUCGCCGCCCUCUUUGCCGCCUACGAGCUCAGCACGACCGUCCAGCACGGCGUCAUUGCCGUCGAGCGAUGCACCGUCAUCGCCUGGGCCGUCACGCGCGGCGUCAUGGACUACAAGGCCCUGUUCCGCAAGACGUGGGACGAGACGGACGAGGGUUACGCCCAGCGCCACAACGACUACGAGGAGACGCACCGCAAGGCGGCGACGAGGCUCAUGGAGGCCAUGCGCAAGCUCGGCGGCAUCUACAUCAAGCUCGGCCAACACCUGUCGACGGUCCAGCUCGUGCCGCUCCCGUGGUCGCAGGCGAUGAAGCCGCUCCAGGACCAGUGCUUCCCGACGCCGCUCGAGGCUCUCCAGGAGCUGUUCCUCGCCGAGACGGGCGCGCCCAUGAGCUUCUUCUUCAGCAGCUUCGACCCGGAGCCGAUCGGCGUCGCGAGCCUGGCCCAAGUGCACCGCGCCGUCGACCGCGAGAGCGGCCGCCUCGUGGCCGUCAAGUGCAUGCAUCCCGACAUCGAGGAGUUCUCGGCGAUCGACAUGCGCACCACGACGUUCCUUCUGCGCAUCGUCAAGCGCGUCUUCCCCGAGUUCGAGUUCACGUGGCUCGGCGAGGAGAUGGAGGCCAACCUGCCGCUCGAGAUGGACUUCCGCCACGAGGCGGCAAACGCGGCUCGCUGCGUCAAGGACUUUAGCUCGCUCGAGAAGACGACGUUCGUCAUCCCCGACGUCCUGUGGGCCAAGAAGCGCGUCAUGGUCAUGGAAUUCAUCAAGGGUGCUCGCGUCGACGACCUCGACUACCUCGCUCGCCACAAGAUCGACCGCAACCUCGUCAGCCGCGAGAUCGCCGAGAUCACGUCGCGCAUGAUCUACAUCACCGGCUUCUUCCACGGCGACCUGCAUGCCGGCAACCUCCUUAUCCGCCCCGCACAGCCCAACACGCGCUCGCCGUACAACUUCGAGGUCGUGCUCCUCGACCACGGCCUGUACUUUGACCUGCCGACCGACCUGCGCGUCAACUACGCCCGGUUCUGGCUCUCGCUCAUGGCGCGCCCGUCGCCCGCCGUCGAGCUCGAGCGCCGUCGGUACGCCAAGCUCGUCGCCAACAUCUCGGACGAGGGCUACGUCCUGUUCGUCACGGCCAUCUCGGGUCGGGCGGCGGUUGACGGCGUCGACGCCGACGGGACGGGUCGCCAGAGCAUGCUCGAGAUGGGCGCCAACACGGACGAGGAGAAGAAGAAGGUGCGCAAGGCCAUGGUGCAGCAGGAGGGCCUGCUCCCGCAGCUCUUUGCGCUCUUGCGCACCAUGCCGCGCAAGUUGGUCAUGCUCUUCAAGGUGAACGACCUGAACCGAGCGCUCGACCUCGCGCUGCAGACGACGCACUCGCCCGUCCGCGUCUUCCUCAUCCUCGCCGAGUACUGCAACCUCGCCAUCCGCCUCGACGACCUCGACCACAUGCCGCCGCUCUCGUUCGGCGACCGGCUCUCGUCGUGGUGGCGCUUCCAGAGCUGGAAGUGGACGCUCAAGAUGUGGACGGUCGGCGCCGACGCCAAGUACGCGCUCGAGCGUUGGCGAGGGCGGGCGAGCAAGGAGCUCACGAUCGACUUGUAGCGAGCAGAGACGCAGACAGCGUGUAACUCAGUUUCAUCGCGAUACUCGCGCCGCCCGACCGAGCGCACAGCUACUCAGGGCCGAAGCGCCGCUCGUUCGACCUGGACGGCUCGUGCUGCACCUCGUCUGCCGAGGCCCUCCUGCGCCUGUGCU